Terrapene triunguis (Three-toed box turtle) is the source of this 7391-nucleotide messenger RNA. RefSeq names its product synaptojanin 2 (gene SYNJ2). Gene Ontology annotation, biological process: brain development; synaptic vesicle endocytosis; phosphatidylinositol dephosphorylation. The record is from RefSeq and is a predicted model, not a curated record. The transcript is spliced from 27 exons. Gene Ontology annotation, cellular component: presynapse; perinuclear region of cytoplasm. Bases 765 to 5333 code for a protein of 1522 amino acids. Gene Ontology annotation, molecular function: phosphatidylinositol-4,5-bisphosphate 5-phosphatase activity; RNA binding. Lineage: Eukaryota; Metazoa; Chordata; Testudines; Emydidae.
ACUUUCACUUCUCCUCCAAGUCAGGCGGGUGCCGGCUGUGGGACGGCUCUCCUCGCCCUGUUUUGUUAGUCUGGGAGCAGUGAUUCCAACCCCGCCCUUCCCGCAGGGCGGGCAGGGGAGGAGACAGACAGACAAUGGCUUUUACCUGUCCCGGAGCGGGAGGAGGAGCCGCCACAGGAGAAGGGAGGAACAAAGUCAACUCCGAGUUUACACGGGACCGGCGCCGCGGGUAGCGCGAGAAAGCGAGGCGCAGCGGGCUGCCGCUGGAGCCAAGGACUCUCCGGCAAUCCAGCCAGGUCCCCCUUUGCCUGGGGGAGGAUUGCAAGGAGCCGGGGCGGCCCGAGCUCUCUGCCCGGGGCCGGUGCUGCGUUGGCCGGGAGGGGAGAAGGAAACAACGGCAACUUCUGUUUCCCCGCCGAGCUGCUAGAGACUUUUUCUGGGCUGGCAGCUCGCGGCGAUCCUGGUGCGCCCCCGGCUCCCCUUCGUGUGGGGGCGGCUCUGAGCCCGGCCAGGGGAGAAGCGGCGGCGCUUUCUCUGCCCCCAGCCCAGUUGGUGACUUUGGGGCGGGGGGCGCUACUGCAGGGAGCCGUCUCUCUCCUGGACCACACGCGGUCGGUGGCUGGGUGGGUGGAUCCCCGGAAGGGAAGAAGCGGCGACGCUUUCUCUGCCGCCCGCUCCCCGUUGUUGGUGCCUUGGUUUUUGGCGGGGAGCGGGUGCGUUCCCCGGCACCUCCUGCGCCUUCCUCCCUAUGGCCAGCUGCCCUCAUGGCUCUGAGCAAGGGGCUGCGGCUGCUCUGGAAGCAGGAGCCGGCUCCGAGCGCCCUGCUCGAGGCGCGCAGCCGCCACGACUGUCUGCUGCUGGAGGCCGGCACCGUGGCCACCCUCACUCCUGAAGAAAAGGAGGCAAUUAAAGGGCAAUAUGAAAAGCUCAUGGAUGCCUAUGGCUGCUUGGGAGAGCUCCGGCUAAAAUGUGGUAACACUCGGCUGCAUUUUCUGGUCCUGGUGACAGGCUGUACAUCGGUGGGAAAAAUCCUGGAUGCUGAAGUUUACAAAAUCACCGCAACAGAUUUCUGUCCCCUCCAGGAAGAAACCAAGGAAGAGGAUCGUGUUAAUGCCCUUAAGAAAAUCCUGAACUCUGGGAUGUUCUAUUUCUCCUGGCCAAAUGCAGGCUCAAACUUUGACCUGACAGUGCGGGCCCAGAAGCAGGGUGAUAACAACUAUGAAUCUGGUAACUCCUUCUUCUGGAACCAAUUGCUGCAUGUGCCCUUUAAACACAAUCAGGUGAACUGCUCCGACUGGCUGCUAAAAGUGAUCUGUGGCAUAGUGGACAUCCACACUCUCUAUGCCUCUCACAAGAAGGCGAAAGUCUGCCUCAUUUCCCGGAUCAGUUGCGAACGAGCUGGGGCCAGAUUUCACAUACGAGGGGUCAGUGAUGAUGGACACGUGUCUAAUUUUGUUGAGACAGAGCAGACAAUUUAUUUGGACGAUGACAUCUCUUCCUUUGUUCAGAUCAGAGGCUCCGUUCCACUGUUUUGGGAGCAACCAGGGCUUCAGGUUGGUUCCCAUCAUCUGAGACUUAACAGAGGCCUGGAAGCGAAUGCCCCUGCUUUUGACAGGCAUAUGAUGCUUCUGAAAGAGCAAUAUGGAAAACAAGUGAUCGUUAACCUGUUGGGAAGCAGAGGAGGAGAGGAGGUGCUCAACAGAGCGUUCAAGAAAUUGCUGUGGGCCUCUUCCCAUGCUGCAGACACACCCAUGAUUAAUUUUGACUACCAUCAACUUGCAAAAGGUGGGAAAAUAGAGAAGCUGGAGAAUUUGUUGAGGCCUCAGUUAAAGUUGCACUGGGAUGAAUUUGGCAUCUUCACAAAGGGCAAGAAUGUACCUGCACGUCUGCAGACAGGUACCUUGCGAAUGAAUUGCCUGGACUGUCUGGAUCGUACGAAUAGCGUACAGUCCUUCAUUGCACUUGAGGUUCUGCACACUCAGUUAGAAAGCCUAGGGUUGAACUCGAAGUCUACAGUUGACCGCUUUGUGGAGUCCUACAAGGCAAUGUGGACUCUCAAUGGUCACAAUCUGAGUAGAGUGUUUACAGGCAGUCGUGCCCUGGAGGGGAAAGCCAAGGUAGGGAAGCUCAAGGAUGGAGCCCGCGCUGUGUCACGCACCAUUCAGUCAAAUUUCUUUGACAGUGUGAAGCAGGAAGCCAUCAAGUUGCUACUCAUGGGCGAUUUCUUCAGCGAGGAACAUGCAGACAAAGGAAGGAUGCUUAUGGACAACACUGCUCUGCUGGUGACUCCCAGUAUUUUGAAGGCCAUGUCAGAGCGUCAGUUUGAAUUCACGCACUUCAAGCGGAUUCGUGUUGCCAUGGGGACCUGGAAUGUAAAUGGAGGCAAACAAUUUAGAAGCAACAUCCUUGGCACCAGUGAGUUAACAGACUGGCUGCUGGAUUCUCCCAAGCUCUCUGGGGUUUCUGAAUUUCAGGACGAUGAGAGCUGCCCUCCUGACAUAUUUGCUGUGGGAUUUGAAGAGAUGGUGGAAUUAAAUGCAGGGAAUAUUGUAAAUACCAGUACAACUAAUAGGAAGAUGUGGGGGGAGCAGCUUCAGAAAGCGGUUUCCAGGACUCACCGGUACAUUCUGCUGACGUCAGCACAGCUUGUUGGUGUUUGUCUCUUCAUCUUUGUACGACCUUAUCACGUCCCCUUCAUCAGGGAGGUAGCAAUAGACACAGUGAAAACAGGGAUGGGAGGGAAAGCUGGGAAUAAAGGCGCAGUAGGCAUCCGUUUCCAGUUCCACAGCACCAGUUUUUGCUUCAUAUGCAGUCACUUGACAGCUGGUCAGUCUCAAGUGAAAGAGAGGAAUGAAGAUUAUAAAGAGAUUACACAGAAACUCAGCUUCCCAAUGGGAAGGAAUGUGUUCUCACAUGACUAUGUGUUCUGGUGUGGUGAUUUUAACUAUCGCAUCGAUCUGACAUAUGAAGAAGUCUUUUAUUUUCUUAAACGACAAGACUGGAAAAGACUCCUGGAAUUUGAUCAACUACAGCAGCAGAAAUCCAAUGGAAAAAUUUUUAAAGACUUUCAUGAAGGCACUAUUAAUUUUGGACCAACAUAUAAAUAUGACGUUGGCUCAGAGGCUUAUGAUACAAGUGAUAAGUGCAGAACCCCUGCUUGGACUGACCGAGUGCUUUGGUGGAGAAAGAAGCUUCCGUUUGAUAAAACAGCUGGAGAGAUCAAUCUCCUAGAUAGUGAUCUGAGUGCUGACACUAAAGUCAAACACACUUGGACUCCUGGUGCCCUGAUGUAUUAUGGAAGAGCAGAGCUGCAGGCAUCUGAUCACAGGCCCGUGUUAGCUAUUGUAGAAGUGGAAGUCCAGGAAGUUAACGUGGCUGCCCGCGAGAGCGUUUUCCAGGAAGUGUCAUCCUUCCAGGGACCAUUGGAUGCCACCGUAAUGGUAAAUCUCCAGUCACCAACCCCUGAAGAGACAAACGAAUUUCCCGAGGACUUGCGGACUGAGCUUAUGCAAAUAUUUGAGAAUUAUGGCACCAUUGUUCUUGUCAGGAUCAAUCGAGGUCAGAUGAUGGUAACAUUUGCAGACAGCAGGUCAGCUCUCAGUGUUCUGGAUAUGGAUGGUAUCAAGGUCAAGGGCAGAGCAGUGAAUAUCCGGCCUAAGACUAAGGAUUGGCUGAAGGGCUUUCAGGAGGAAAUUGCUCGAAAACGGGAGAGCAUUGCACCCAUGUCACCCACAGCAAACUCCUGUCUGUUGGAGGAAAACUUUGAUUUUUCAAGUUUGGACUAUGAAUCAGAAGGAGAUAUACUAGAUGAUGAGGAUGAUUAUUUGGAUGACAUGCUGCCUCAGCACCCAGUAGCAGAGAUGACAGAAGGCUUACCUGUGGGUCCUGAAUAUUUUACGGUUGCACCCACAGUAACUUCAAGCAAAUCUCCACUGCUUACUGGAGGAAAGCCACAUCCAUAUAAAGAUGAUGCUGACCUAGCUGAAUUAAAGCGGGAGCUGGAAGUAGGUGGGGGGCUUCGCCAUCGGUCUCCAAGCAGAUCUCUGUCUGUUCCUGACAGGCCUCGCCCGCCUCAGCCACCCCAGAGACCUCCCCCUCCAGCUGGAGUAUCUGUCAAAAAAUCUCCAUCCGAUGGUUCCAUCUCCUCAGGAGGCCACUCCCUGUGCUCCAUCCUGCAGACUGCAAAGCUUCUCCCAGGGGCGCCUCAGCAACCACCUAAAGCCCGGACUGGAAUAAGUAAGCCUUAUAACGUCAAGCAGAUCAAAACCACCACAGCUCAGGAAGCGGAGGAAGCUAUUAGAUGUCUGAUGGAAGCAAAAGGAGGAACACAAGAGGAUGCUCUGAAGCCUGCUCCAGUAAGAACCCAAACAUUCACUCAGCCUGACUCCUUUCCCAGCAUCACAAAGUCAGCAUCAUUUCAGGGGCCACAACCAGGACCAAUGCUCCUGCCCCAUCGCCCUCCACCCAAAGUUCCGACCGUAAAGAAGCCAGUGCCCCUGCAAAGAACUGGAGUCAAAUCAGAAAAUUCUCUGUGUCCGGAAGAGCAGCUUGACCAGCAGCCCGUCCGCUUUCACAUUGGAGUGUCCGAGUCCUGCCUUGAAACCAAAGCCAUUACCAGUCCCACUAGGAUCACCCCAGUUCCUAAGCCGAGAACAGCGCCACCUGGGAAAGCUCCGGAGAGAAGAAGCAGCAGCGACAGGCAGCCUCCCAGCCCAGGCACUUCAGAGGAAAGUGCGCUGCCUCUGCAGAACUCCUUUGCCCCAAAGGUUCCACCACGAAGGAAGAAGUCUGCUCCUGCUGCCCUUCACCAACAGGUGCUUCAGAACAAUAACAGUCUGCUUCUUAGUGGCUUAACAUUCAAUUUCAACAACAACAAUAGUCCUGAGUACAGCCCUCCAAUACAGGACUCUGACAUCCUCCCCCUUUCUCACAGAGACUCUGAUCUUUCAGCUCCCACAUCCACUGCCAGCCCAGACAACAGUGGCACUAAGCACUUGACACCAACUGCUUUGGACUUUAUUGCUGACCUUCAAGGCCCUCCUACCCCAGACAUCCAGCAGCCACAGCUGUUAGACACCAAUUCACUAACAGAGAGCACAAAUCUCUUGGACCUGGACACAGAUGUUUCCUUUCCUUUUUCCACACCAGCAACAACUAGCCCAACACACACUCGGAGAGAUUUGAAACUCCCCAGCCCAAAAGAGUUCAGUCACUGGGUUACAUUUAGUGAUGAUGAAGACAAUGGUACAUUAUCAGAGGGAGUCAGCAAACUGCUGGUCUUAGAGCAAAACAAAAAUACCUGGAUGGACACAAAUGCUAACUUAGAGUUGUGAGAUUUUUUUUCCCUACAGAAAUCUAAUUAUGAUACAAGAUAAAAAUCUGCUUUGAAUACAGAGUUGUACUAAGUCUGGCAAGGCCACAUUUUAUUUUUGUGUUUAAAAAAAUAGUAGUAUGAUCUGGGGGGGAAAUACAAGACGUCAGGCAAUACUGUACAACUUGCAAAAAAAUCUUUAGUCUAAAUUAUUUCCCUUUUUCUAAUCCAACUGAAAAGGAAAGUGACAGUUCAGGUACAAAGUAUUUUUUUAAAAGUCUGUAAUGAUGUAUGAAGACAACAAGAAAAAAGUUUAUAGGUAUAAUUUAUAUUUCAGAUAAUUUCUAACACUUAAAACAAAGACUUGUCUACAUGGUAAAAUUUACCAGCAGAACUACAGCAGUAUAAUUAUACUACUACACUAAUUCGGAGAGAAUAGUGUCCCCAGGGGGAAUUAUCUUGGAAUAACUUUAGCAAUAUAAUUACACCACUAUAAUUCUGAUGGUAAAUAUGCUGUAGACAAGUCCUAUGCUGCAUCUCUUUCAUGUGAUUUACAACUAGCUGCAGGUUCUGUACUCUCCUAGUAUUAGCCUGCUGGCUAAAUUCCUCAAUCCUUGGCCAUUAUUGUUAAGUAAGAGGGGUGGAGGAUGUUAUGGAUUAGGUGCUCUCUAUUUUGAUGAACAUGCUUGUUUUUAAUCUCAACCUUGCAAAUGCACACAGAUAUGAUGGGCUCCUUAUCAGCGUGUGUGAUACUAAUAAUGAUACACUUAUGAAAAUUAUUCUAGAAGCUUAUGUUUUCUUUCAAUGCCUCCUCUCCUCUACGUUCAGAUUUAACUGAUUCUGUUCAAUGCAACCUAAUGCUAAAUGACUUGCUAUCCAGUGAAAAGGCACAUGGACAAUGACUGUCUAUAACUUUGGAAGGGACUGUGCAAGCAACCUGCUAGUAAACAUUCCAAUGGUCUGUGAACUGUAUGUAUAGUCACUGAUAGACUCCUGUGGAAGUACACUAGAUGUUUGACCACUACGCCUACCUUUGCGCCCCUCUGUUUCUUUGCAAGGAAAUAACAUGUUCAUGCUUAGCUACUAAUGAAAUAAUAAAUGAGGAUGAGCAAAGGGCUGUCUGUAUGUUUACGUGAGUGCUACACUGGUCCGGCAGUAUUCAGCAUGAGCAAGAGUAGCAGAAUCUAGCCCUAGAGUGGAAAGGUGAUUUACUAAUUUCUACCCACUGAUGGUAAAGGUGUGUGCUGUCCCCUGGAGAGCGUACAGGUGCACCUUCCUUAUUCACCUGUGCUGAACACUUGUACUCAAUUUAGCAGGUGUAAGGCAAUUAAAGCACUAUCUGCCAUUUGGAAAUGAACCUUUAGCACCUACAUCAGGGACAGGCACAUCUGAGAAACUAUGUGAUAGCACCAUUUGUCAAGAAUUAUAUUCCAUUAAGAAAAUGGUAAAGGGAGACGGUUAACUUUUUAUUUAAGGGAACUACUAAAGGGGAAGUAAGAGGAAACCAGAAAAUAAGGCUAGGAGCAAACUUGGAAGUGGAAUGUUCUAUGCAGACUUGUCUCCUCAGAUAAUGUCAGAUUACUGAGGCAAUGAGUAGAAUUAAAGGACAUUGAGAUUUCAGUGGGAGGUGGAAGACAGGGGUAGCAAAAAUACCUUUAAGAAAACACUACUACUUAUAUGCAACUGUUUUGUAAAAGAAAGGCUGUAAAACUAACUAAUUCCAAGAGCAUGAAAGAGUUUUGUCAAACUAAAUACAGAAUUCGCCGUGGUCCUCUGCUUGUUAGGAUCAACUCUGAAGGAAAAUACUGAUAGGACAGUGAUGGGUGCUGUGUAACAGCACAGACCAGUAUCAGUGGGUUGCAGCUAUACCAACAGUGCAUCUGAGAUUAGGGUAACUAAAAUGUAUAGAAUAAGCUAAAGCUGAGUGUAAGUCUUUGCAAACACUUAGAAGGUUUAAUGCCUAAAGAUACAAUAUCAUGGUCCAUGUUUCAGAAAUAAUAGUCUGGGGAAAGUAUCUUGAACAGGGACCUUCCCUAGAUACUCUUCAAACAAAUACAACAAGGAGUCUGGUAGCACCUUA